This is a messenger RNA of Gracilinanus agilis (Agile Gracile Mouse Opossum), 3419 nucleotides long. It is a transcript of the gene MOV10, whose product is annotated as Mov10 RISC complex RNA helicase. Bases 208 to 3246 code for a protein of 1012 amino acids. Gene Ontology annotation, molecular function: RNA binding; 5'-3' RNA helicase activity. The transcript has 22 exons. The record is from RefSeq and is a predicted model, not a curated record. Lineage: Eukaryota; Metazoa; Chordata; Mammalia; Didelphimorphia; Didelphidae.
AGGGCGCUCGGGGGGGUCAGAGGUCGGAAGGAAGGGCUGCUAGACGGAAUUAGGGGACCCCGCAGCCCUAGUUCGAGCCCUCUCUAGAGGCCGGGUACUUCCUCUUGCGCCGGGGACUUUCAGUUUCAUUUCUUUCCGCCCUCCAGUCCGGGCCCCUUCCGGACGGCCAGCUCAGUCCCUGCAGCUGCGGCCGCCGCCGCCGCCACGAUGACCAAAAAGUUCAGCCGCGCCAAGCUCCGAGAGACCGGCCAGAGAUUCCGGAGUUUCCUGGCUGCUCGGGGACAGGACCAAGAAACCAACCGCGAGUUGCUGCGGGAUCUGUACAACGAAGACUUCAAGAACAGUCUCAGGUCCUCUGGCAGCCAUGGAGAGCACGAGGACUUUGAGGAUCCUGUGCCUACCUUCUCCUCCAUGCUCUAUGGAAUGCGCUUUUAUGGUCAAGCUAAGGUCUCCAAGGAUAAGGUCAAGUUUUGCAAAGUGAAUCACAAGAAGAAGAAAGUGAAGCAGGAAAUCAGGUUGAUGGGUUUUAGGGAGAUCAAACCUCCAGGAUCCAAGAAGACCAAGUCUCAGCUGACAAAGAUCUUCCAAAAUAGGGCCGAGUAUAUCCGUGGGAAAUACGGUGUGGACGUGGAGGCUGAGGGAGGCUAUAAGACCCGAGAUGGCCAGCUUGUUAUCCGCCUGGAUUUGGACCAGAAGGUGAUCGUGACCCUGAGGCUUCAGAAUGGGGGAAGCUAUCCCGUCACCCUGCUCCGCAUCCUUCCACUCUGCCGGGUCCCCCAGUUACGUUUCGAGUCAGAAACUGAAGAAGAUGGGCCGAUCACUCUAAACCCCGGUGACUUCCAUGAGCUCCAUGUCCACUGUCUGACCAGAUAUGUGGGCUACUUUCCUGCAACUGUGCUGUGGGAGCUGCAGGGACCUUUGGGAUCAAGGAUAGAGGAGCCAGGAAUCUUCCACAUUGCACGAUUCCUGGCCGUCUUGGCCCGAAGUCCCCUGGCCAAAUUGCUGGAGCCCACAGCUCCCUACCAGCGCAACCGACUUCCACUGUAUCCUGCUUUAACCAGCCGGGUGGAAGAUGGGGAGAGACCAGACAGGGGUCUGGGGUACGACCUGGAGAUGACUUUGAGCCUUCCAAAGUACCACUACCCAGCCAAACUAAAGCAGCUGCUUCCACAACUCCUGAAAUCCCCCAGUUUCGGCACUCACAGUGAUGUGGCUAAGAUCCAAAGCCAGCUGAAGACUCCACUAAGUUGGAGGAAUUAUGAGGAGAAGUUUCGGCUGCUUUUACACCUAGAAGAGCUUCAGAUGGAGCAAGACAUCCGCCACUAUGACUUGGAGUCUGUCCCCAUGAUCUGGGACCCAAAGGACCGAAACCCCCCGCUCCUCACCUUAGAGGUUCCUGGAGUUGCUGAGAACCGUCCCUCUGUGCUUCGAGGGGACCACCUAUUUGCCAUCCCAACCUCAGAUCAGGGCCAGGAUGCCGUCACUUACAGGGGCUUUGUACAUCGGGUAGAGUUGGAUAGGGUCAAGCUGAGCUUUGCCCCAGGACUCCUGAACCGUUUUGUGAAUGGGAUGACCUUCAAGGUGACCUUCACCUUCAACAGGCAGCCCCUUCGGGUCCAGCAUCGGGCUCUGGGAUUGGCCAGGCAGAAUGCGCUCGAGCCGCUGCUGUUUCCUUCUUAUCCCCGUGCCGCCCCUCUUCUGCCUCCCAAUUUGCAGCUUUCGUUGUAUGAUCGGAGUCUAGAGUCCAACCCUGAACAGAUGCAAGCUGUGAGGCACAUUGUUCUGGGCACUUCGCGUCCCUGUCCCUACAUCAUCUUUGGGCCUCCGGGGACUGGAAAGACUGUCACCUUGGUGGAGACGAUUAAGCAGGUGGUGAAGCUCCUGCCAAAUGCCCAUGUCCUGGCCUGUGCCCCAUCCAACUCAGCAGCUGACCUGCUAUGUAAGAAUCUCCGAACCCAUCUGCCCAGUUCCAUCUACCGCCUCCUGGCCCCCAGUAGGGACAUCCACUUUGUUCCUGAGGAUAUCAAGCCCUGCUGUAACUGGGACCCACAGAAGGGGAUUUACGUCUAUCCUGCCAAGAAGAAGCUGCAGACAUACCGUGUCCUCAUCACCACCCUGAUCACUGCAGCCAGGCUGGUCUCUGCCGAGUUCCCUCCCGGUCACUUCACUCACGUGUUCAUCGAUGAGGCUGGCCAUGCCGUGGAACCAGAGGGCCUUGUGGCCGUGGCAGGGUUACUGGAUGUCAGAGACUCCAUUGAUCCGGGUGGACAACUCGUCCUGGCUGGAGAUCCGCAGCAGUUGGGUCCUGUGCUACGUUCUUCCCUUGCCCAGAAACAUGGGCUGGGUGUUUCUCUGCUGGAGCGGCUCCUGAAUCACAACCCUCUGUACCAGAAGGGCCCCGAGGGCUAUAAUCCCCGCCUGGUCACCAAGUUAUUGCGCAAUUACAGGUCUCACCCUCACAUCUUAUUCGUCCCUAACAACCGGUACUAUGAGGGGGAACUCCUGGCCCACGCAGAUCCGAUGGACAGCGAACGAUACUGUCACUGGGAGGAGCUCCCUCACAAGGGCUUCCCAAUCAUCUUUCAUGGUGUGAUGGGCAAGGAUGACCGUGAAGGAAAUAGCCCAUCUUUCUUCAACUCAGAGGAGGCAGCUACAGUCGUUUUCUACCUGAAGAAACUUCUGACCCCACUCCCUAAGAAAGGCCAAGGCCGGCUGAGCCCCCAGAAUGUGGGAGUUAUCUCCCCCUACAGGAAACAGGUGGAGAAAAUCUACCAGUGUAUAACCAAGCUGGAUAAAGAUCUCAAGAGCCUGGACAACAUCAAAGAUUUGAAGGUGGGCUCUGUGGAAGAGUUCCAAGGCCAAGAGCGGAGUGUUCUUCUUGUGUCCACCGUCCGCAGCAGUCAGAGUUUUGUCCAGAUGGAUUCCGAUUUUAAUCUGGGCUUUCUCCGAAACCCCAAGAGAUUCAAUGUGGCGGUGACCCGAGCCAAGGCGCUCCUUAUUAUCGUGGGGAAUCCUUUGCUUCUCUACCAGGAUCCUGAAUGGAACACGUUUCUGAGGUUCUGUAAAGAAAACGGGGGCUACACCGGGUGCCCCUUCCCCGACCUGGAACCGGAGCAGAUGCUGACCCAGCAGCUGAGCAGCCUGAGCCUGGGCUCCCCUACCUCAGAGCCUCCCCCUCACCACCGGGCCCCCCUGGCCAGUGGCCUUCAGGAGCAAGUGGAGCCCCCCUGGAGGAAUGAGCUUUAAGGAGCCCCUCACCUAGCCCAGCCUGGAAGAGCCAUCGGGGCAGGAGAGCAGGGAGAGAGAAGGGGGACGUUUACAAAGCCGCCAUUGCCGCCCUCUCCUCCCUGCUGGAGGUGCCGGCUGCAGGGGCACCAGAAGAGGACUCUGCAAACAAUAAAAUGUGUUCUAAGCCACGA